GAUUAGUAUCGCAUUUGUUAAUUUAUCGGAAAAUUUAUCUUUUCCUUUUUUUGGUAUAAAUAAGUCGUGAUAGGGUAACAAAGCGGCUUAGCGUUGGUGAACUCGCAAGAAUGAAAUCUUUAGCUCUUUUGUUAGUGGCGGCAGCGUUCGCUCAGGCGAGCGUGUUGCCUCAGACUAAUGCUUAUGGAUACUUGAAGAAUUCCAUUGCCCUAGGAGAGAAGUUGCGGACAAGGGAAGAACAGUUCCUGAACCAGAGAAUCGUCGGAGGUGUGCCGGCUACACACGCACAAGUUCCUUACCAGGCAGGUCUGAUCAUUGACAUUAUUGGCUUGGAGGGCAGGGGUGUAUGCGGCGGUUCUCUUGUCAGUGCAAACAGAGUCAUCACCGCUGCCCAUUGUUGGUCCGACGGCGUGCACCAGGGGUGGAGGCUUACAGUGGUCUUGGGAUCGACUCUCCUUUUUUCUGGCGGGCAAAGGAUUGAGACCAGCGUGAUUGCCAUGCAUACGAAUUGGAUCCCAAUUCUAGUUCGUAAUGAUGUAGCCGUGAUCUACUUGCCCAGCAACGUACAAUUUUCAAACACUAUCUCCCCCGUGGCUCUGCCUUCCGCGAGCUUACUAAACGAGGACUUUGCUGGUGAACGUGCCACCGCAUCUGGAUUUGGCUUGACCAGUGAUGGUGCUGGCAUUUCUACCGGCCAGUUUUUGAGCAUUGUGAACCUGAACGUGAUCAGGAACUCCGUGUGCCGCGCCAGCUUCCCUCUCUUUGUCCACGAGAGCAACAUCUGCACCAGCGGCGUCGGCGGUGUCGGCACUUGCCAAGGUGACUCCGGUGGUCCUCUUGUCGUCAGCAGAGACAACCAGCAAAUCUUAAUUGGCAUCACCUCCUUCGGUUCUCCCCUUGGGUGCGAAUCGAUAAUGCCUGCCGCUUAUGCCAGAGUUACAAGUUUCAUCGCUUUCUUCAACCAGCACAUACAAAGCAACUGAUUCUAUUAAAUACAUUUAAUAAAAAUCACAUAUUUGUUUCUUUACUAUCGCAGCUAUGCUAAUGAUGCUUUAUCAUGAACGGGAUCUCACAUCUGUCGACAUAUCCAUUCUUUCUGAAUCAGAUUUAGAGUCCUUUAGUCGCCAAUUAACUGCCGCUAUCCACUCAGCAGCUGAGAGGGUCUUUGUCACCGUGUGUAAUAACGUUUUAUAUCAACGAAAUCAAAAUGCAAAAAUGCCGAAUUAAGCAGAUCCUCAUUAUGCUUAACGCAAAGUUCAAAAUCCAAGUCUUGAAACGCAUCACCCGCAAGCCUCGCUUUCUAGUCUUCAACCUACAAAAAACCAUAACAGAAUACGUGAAUGCAAUAUAGAGAAUCAUCAGCUCAU
Chilo suppressalis (striped riceborer) is the source of this 1367-nucleotide messenger RNA. Lineage: Eukaryota; Metazoa; Arthropoda; Insecta; Lepidoptera; Crambidae. The record is from the annotation of a GenBank genome assembly.